AUGCGAAACGGUGUGUUAGCUUUUGUAGCGGCGCUGCCGCUUACUCACGGAGUAGUUGCUUCUAGAGUAUGCGGCACCGGCACGAACGCGUCCUCGGAGUAUCAGUGGCAUGUGGGUGCCGCAAGGUAUGAUGGCGCAGAACCUGGGAAGAAGGGUGCCGCAACGAUAGCCGUGAGCAUAGUGCCUGGAAACCUCACUAUGGGCACCUUUUUCGAGUGUGUUGCAGAGUGGCCCGAAUCGUGGGAAGGUUGGUACGAAGACGGGAAUAUCAUUUGGAGCGAUUGUAUCUGGGCUGGCAACGGCAGGACUUCAGAUACCGCCGUCGCAUUUGCCCUGGACUGGAAGAAUAAUCGGACAAUGUAUAUAUCUCAUACGUUUGCCUGCUCAGAUAAAGAAGGAUCCGACGCCUUAGCUAUAGGAUCCUUCCAUCUAGAUCUAGAUUGCACGACGAGCGAAGAGGACGGCACCAGCUGCAUGUUAAAGGGUGAAGGUUUGGAUAUUACUACUACAGGAAGCCCGGCUCGUUUAGCAGCAGAUUCUUGCGCGGAUAACGCAGAGAGGUACCAAUCGUGGCAGCUCGAGAACUGGCUACGUCGCUACGAACAAGUUCCCGGCUCGCCGUCCUCGAGCGCGCCCUCGUCUGAUACUGGUCCGUCCUUCAUCUUGAAAAAUAUGGCCAAUACGGAUGUUUUCAACUGUACGACUUCGGGAAGCCAGAAUAAUACUCUGACUGGGUCUUGCGAGUCGGAUACCGAGGAGAGUUCCACGACGACGGCAACGUUCAGCUUCGACCGGCAAAUAAACGUGUUGGCUAUUAAGCAGCAUUGGAACUGUAGCGACUCAUCGUCGUUUGAUGCUAUUGGUGUUGGUUAUGUCCAAGCGACGUGUAGUCGGCAAGGAAAUUUCCUCACCUGUACUUCAACUCCGCUCUGGAUUGGUACGAAGACUGUAUGAUGAUGCCUCUACAUGGAAAUCAUCAAUGAUAUAUUAUUUCAACCAGUUUACUACAGGCUAGGAAAAUAACUACUCGGGUAUUUACUUGAAUAUUCGCGCACCACUUAUCGACACUCCCGAUACUCUAAAUUAAAAGGAUGUUGUAUUGGGAAAACACUAGUUCCCUGGAUCUGAAUGAAAUACGCCCUAUGUACAAUGUCUCUCCCAAUUUCCACAUUAUUCUCAUUAUUUUUAGUGAUAGGUCGGCUCGUGCGGAAACCCAUUAAGGACUCAUAUAAGAACUUGGGAAAACCGGACUGGUGACUUAGAUAAAUACUUUAGGUAGUCAUUAGGUAAAUACAAUACAGCUUCACCCCUGCCACGACGCAUCUCGACGAUCUCGUGGCUGAG
Messenger RNA from Daldinia loculata, 1344 nucleotides. RefSeq lists its product as uncharacterized. The record is from RefSeq and is a predicted model, not a curated record. NCBI's taxonomy places the organism in Eukaryota, Fungi, Ascomycota, Sordariomycetes, Xylariales, Hypoxylaceae. Bases 1 to 954 code for a protein of 317 amino acids. The transcript is spliced from 3 exons.